Macadamia integrifolia is the source of this 1152-nucleotide messenger RNA. Its product is annotated as F-box protein PP2-B15-like. NCBI's taxonomy places the organism in Eukaryota, Viridiplantae, Streptophyta, Magnoliopsida, Proteales, Proteaceae. The transcript is spliced from 3 exons. Gene Ontology annotation, molecular function: protein binding. The coding region runs from base 234 to 1109 and encodes 291 amino acids. The record is from RefSeq and is a predicted model, not a curated record.
UGCACGCGUCGUCGAUAAAAUGUCGUCAUUUUUCUGACCAACUCUAUAGAAAUGUCGUCAUUUGAUUGCCAUGGUAAGUAAGCAACCUCACACAACUUUCUAUCUAUCUCCAUUAACACUUCGCCACCACCAUACAAAUAGUAGCUGCAGGGGAUCGAUGGAUGGAAACACAAGAAAUUGAUUAAAGCUAAGGUGAUCAUAUUCUUUCCAGUUUUUAUGUUCUUUGAUCAGAUAUGGAGUUCAAUUCAUUGCCGGAAGAUUGUCUUUCCUACGUUAUAUCAUUGACGUCUCCUCGAGAUGCUUGUAGAUUAGCUUUGGUUUCUUCUUUCUUCAAAUUGGCUUCGCAAUCUGAUACUGUGUGGGAGAAAUUUCUUCCUUCUGAUUUUCUCCAAAUCCUCUCCAGAUCUGUUUUUUCAAUCCCCUUCUCUUCCAAGAAACAACUCUACUUCAACCUCUGUAAUCCAGUUCUGCUCGACGGUGGCAAAAAGAUUUUCAAGUUAGAGAAAUCAACUUCCAGGAAAUGCUAUACUUUGUUAGCAAGAGAGCUUUCAAUUACUUGGGGGAGCAAUCCAUUAUACUGGACUUGGAAAUGUCCACCUCAUUCUCAAUCAAGGUUUUCAGAAGUGGCUGAGCUCAGGACUAUAUGGUGGUUAGAAAUCCAGGGCAAGAUCGCUGCUUCCAUGUUAUCUCCCAAAACAACCUAUGCAGCUUAUCUGAUAGUGAAAUUCGCUGAUCGUGCUUACGGCCUUGAUACGCUUCCAUCGGAGACAUCAAUUCAAACUAGUAGCUAUCAGUGGAGAGGUACAGCUUACUUGCGUUUUGGUGAUGAACAGAAGAGGUCCUUGGAACAGCUUUAUUUUUCGAAUCGAAUUCAAGUACUGAGGUCGAGGGUUGGGAAAGAGGAAGAGCAUGUUCCUCGUGAAAGAAGUGAUGGAUGGAUGGAGGUUGAGCUGGGAGAGUUCUUCAAUAGUGGGGUUGAGGGGGACGUGAAGAUGGGUUUGAAGGAAGUGAAGGGUCAUCACCUUAAAGGGGGGCUUAUUGUCCAAGGGAUCGAGAUUCGACCCAAGUUUUCUUCUUCGAUUGUUUCCUGUACAAAUUCAUGGAAAUGAUAUUCUCACCGUCACAAUAUUUUUAAUUUUUUGUUUUUGUUUU